Messenger RNA from Danaus chrysippus (African queen), 2487 nucleotides. The record is from the annotation of a GenBank genome assembly. Lineage: Eukaryota; Metazoa; Arthropoda; Insecta; Lepidoptera; Nymphalidae.
AUGGCGGAAUUCGGUCUAAAGCUGCGCGUGCGCAGGGAUGAUUCGGUAUACAGAAAUAGAACGCUAACACGCCGGAAGCUCGGAUGUAUUCGGCAGGAUGUUACCAUUUGGAUCCUGUCUGCAUUAUUUUUUGUCGGUUGCCAUGGUUACCAGGAACAAAGAUUCGCGAUGGAACCACAAGACCAGAGCGCUAUCGUGGGAUCACGCGUUACUCUACCGUGUCGAGUAGAAAAUAAAGUUGGAAGCCUUCAAUGGACGAAGGAUGACUUCGGUCUGGGCACACACAGGAAUCUCAGUGGAUACGAAAGAUAUUCCAUGAUUGGCAGCGACGAAGAAGGAGAUUACUCGUUAGAUAUACGGGACGUUUCGUUGGAAGACGACGGUCUGUAUCAGUGUCAAGUUAGCUCCGGACUUAACGGUGAACCGCCGAUACGUUCAAGGUACGCUCAUUUGACAGUACUCAUAGCUCCUCAACCGCCAAAAAUACUACAGGGUGCAUUUAUUGAUGCCACGGAGGGCGAACCCGUUGAUAUUGAAUGUGUUUCUGAAGGAGGAAAACCGGCUGCUGAAAUAACUUGGGUUGACGGUAAUCAAGUGGUGAUUAAAGACAAUGUCAGAAGCAGAAUCGAUGAAUUACCAGACGGACAGAGAUACAAAACAAGUUCGGUGCUGCGGUUAAUACCGAGCUCGUUCCACCAUGAGCAGCAUAUCACGUGUCAAGCCCAGAACACAGCAGACCGGGCCUAUAGGAUGGCCACAGUAUUGAUAGAGGUAAAAUACGCUCCAAAGAUCAACAUCACUAUGUCUACUGGUGUUGUAUCCGAGGGUGGCGAUGUACGGGUUCGAUGCUCGGUUGACGCUAACCCACCAGCCCAGUUAUAUAGAUGGUACUUAAAUAAUAAACUCCUUGUUGGAGAUUACAAUGAGGAAUUGGUAAUAUUCAAUGUGUCCCGUAAGCAUAAUAACGCGGUUGUGAAAUGUGAAGUUAGCAACGCAGCCGGCAAGAGCGAAGCAACUAUUACUUUGAACGUCACUUAUCCACCAUCGUUCAGAUCUCGACCCCAGAAUAUUGAAUCCACAGUUGGUUCCAAUGUCACCUUAUUUUGCGAUGUUGACGGUCAUCCGAAACCGAAGAUUCGUUGGCUGUUCCACGAGCCCGGAAAAAUCGGGCAGGUCAAAGGAAAAGCUGCUAAAUUUAGUGUCAUGGUCAAUGAGAAUACAGCUGGAAGGUACAUAUGCAAGGCUACUGUUGAUGGUUACCCAGAUAUUGAGAGUGAAGCCAUCAUAUUCAUAAAAGGUCCACCAAAAAUAUUAUCAAAUAGAACACAAUCAGGAACAGAAGGUGAGACCGUGAGAGUGGAAUGUUCAUCUCUUUGUGUCCCAAAACCCGACGACAUCAGAUGGUAUUUCGAAGGAAGAGAAAUUAGCGCUAUUCUUGACCCGGAUUACGCGACAUUGUUGGAGACAUUACCUGAUGGUAUAACCAAGUCUAGUUUAGUAAUACGAUCCAGCCAGUCCAAACAUUAUGGAGUGUACAACUGUAGCGUUACUAACGAAUACGGUAACGCCAAUGCUGCUAUCAGCUUAAAGCCUUCAAAAACCCUACCACUCGUUAUAAUACUCAUAGGAUCUACGUCUGGUAUAAUAGUUUUCUCUGCGUUCGUCAUACUCCUUGUUCUCUGUCAUCGACGUAGAAGGAAGGACAGUCGUAUCAAUGAGAAGCCAGACGUUACUGUGACUAGUGGUGACUUAUAUAAAGAAAGUGACAGGAGCUCAAACAUCAGUGAUUUGAAAUUACAGCUGCCUCAGAGUGAUGGCAGCUAUGAUUUGGAAUACACUAGCUCAGACAGAUCAGACGCAAAGCCUCAAGCAGGUUUACCACUCGCUGGUCCUGUGUUACCAAACAUACACUCUGAUAGCAUGCUGCAGUUCAGAUACAGCAAUGACUAUUCUGACCCAGCGUACAAUGACCCCUACUUUAAGAAUCCGAACGCGUAUGUUUACGACUACCCUCAAGGCUAUCCACCGCCUGCACAUUUGAGAGUACAGUCACCAACAUUAGAAGUUCCACCUUCAAGAUCACUUCAAGGUUCAUUGACCCGAAGUAUAGACACGUCUUCAACUCUACCAUUGUCAGCUGGCAAUGGUUCCCAAAAUAAUUCAUUACAACGAACGAAACACGACGAAACUGACGCCAUUAAUAAUUUAGGUUUACCUGUCGGCGGGGAAGGUCCACAAGUACCAGUUUACGCACAAACUGGUCCAAAAACUAAUCCUAGCGUUGACGUACGCUACGCCGCUACAUACGGAAAUCCUUACCUUAGAAAUAGUUCUGUUGGUUACCAUACAGUGCAUACGGCGAGGCCGGCUGCCACUCCCGCCCCGCCUCCUUACUCGCGUAACCAGCCAGCAGAUAAUCCAUUACCGUAUAGAAUAUCGACAUUGGUUAUAGUGAGACGGAGAAGUAAGUUUGCUUUUAGAUCUUAA